Bemisia tabaci is the source of this 2355-nucleotide messenger RNA. The record is from RefSeq and is a predicted model, not a curated record. NCBI's taxonomy places the organism in Eukaryota, Metazoa, Arthropoda, Insecta, Hemiptera, Aleyrodidae.
UGGCUGGGCUCCAGUCAGCGGCCCCACGCUCGCACACUCUUGAGAAUUUUUCUCUGAUUUUGUUCUUUUUUUGCGUGCUGAAUAAUUAUCUUAUUCUAAUAAAGAAUGCAUUGCGCUGCGUUGAUACGAAAAGUUCGGGUGACUAACUGAAAAUAAUGUUUUGUUUAGUUUUUGUUCCUCUCAUACGAGACUGGUUUUUAUCACAUUCAAAGGGAUAAGUAUGAGUUUGUCUUGCUCCAGUGAGAUUCAUGAUCUCGCGGCUUCGAUAAGUUCUACUAUGACGUGCCAACUCCAGUAAACUGUGGAGAAAAUGUUGAUCUUCGUAAGUUAAUACGCUGUGAUUUUUGUGAAAAUGUUUUGGACCCGCGAAUAUCAACCCGUUACCAUAACCUACCGCUACACAUUCUGAAAUUCAUAAGACAGUAUUUGUUUUGGAGUGCAUCGCUAUACAAUUUCGUGAUAUUUCGGAAUCCAUCCAUAUUCUCGUGUAAAGAGUGCACAUUUGUUGUGAUAGUUGAUCAUGCGUACACAUGCGUAGUACAGACAAGUCCCUGAUUGCCUGAAUCCUACUAUUUACUUCACCCAAAAUGAAACGCACAUCAUGGCCGAAUCUAAGGCAUUUUAUGUCGUUGAUGAUUCUGUUUUAUUUCACAUUAUUUCAAUGUUCUGACUGUUUCAAAGUCCUAUUUCUCUUUCCGUUGACCACAAAAAGUCAUUUUGGCGCCCUUAGCGUUUUGGCUGAAGAACUGGCACGAAGAGGUCACGAAGUCACUGUCUUGUCGCAUUUCCACAAGGAAAAAGCAAAUUACAAGGAAAUCAUAAUGGACAGCGACAGACACAGGAAUCUCUCCACAAUGAAAGAGUUUAACGCUACGAAAUUUCAAGAAGACAGCCCGCUCAUAACCCGAUUCUUCACGUACAUGUACUUCAAUUCGCAAGUUGAGCUAUGCAUAUCUUCACAAAAGAUCCUGGAACUGGUAAAAUCAAAUGAGCACUACGACGUCGUAGUCGGAGAAGUGGGUUUUUUCCAGCCGUUCAUUGUUGCUCUCGGCCACAAAUUUAGCGCCCCCGUCGUGGACAUCUUCCCUUCUUCUCCAUUCCCUCACGAUUUCAGCAACAUGGGGAGCCCUAUUUCAUUUCCAAGCAUUCCUGAUCCGCUUCUUCCUUUCAGUGAUGAAAUGAGUUUUAUGGAAAGGCUGGAAAACAUGGUGACUGGACUGUGGGACCUAGCACUGUUUCAUUGGUAUUUAUUGCCCUCUCAAGAGAAGCUAGUCAGAGAACAUUUCAAGUAUCCUGGAGCGGACAGUAUGCCACCACUAUCGAGCAUGGUCAAGAACAUAUCAUUGAUGCUGGUUAAUUCCCAUUUUUCUAUUGAAUAUUCGCGCCCUCUAGUAUCAAACGUGAUUGAGGUUGGCGGAAUGCAUAUAAAUCCUGCGCAAAAGCUGCCACAGGACUUACAAACUUUCAUGGAUGAAGCAGAGCACGGAGUGAUCUACGUUAGUUUUGGCUCUAUCGUUACGGGCACUAUGCUUGGAAAGUAUCGUGCUCAACAAAUUGCGAACGCCCUUAAAAGGCUGAAAUAUCGAGUCAUUAUCAAGUGGGACGAUCCUACGUUAUUCGAGGGUGACCAAAAUAUCGUAACUUUCACCUGGGCACCGCAGCAGGAAAUAUUAGCUCACCCGAAGCUGCUUCUGUUCGUCACUCACGGAGGUUUCAACAGUUUGAUUGAGGCCACUCACUUGGGAGUUCCUGUUCUUGGCAUCCCUGUGUUCGCGGAUCAGUUUCAUAACAUUCGCAUCAUCGAGUUACGCGGUAUCGGCAGAGGACUUGACCUUGCCUUCACCUCCGAUCAACUUUACGAUUCUAUUAUUCACAUCGUCCAGACGCCCUCUUACAGGGACAACGCGAAAGAGAUCUCUAGAAGAACGCGAGAUCGACCACUCAGUGCAUUGGACACAGCCAUCUUUUGGAUAGAAUAUGUAGUGCGCUACAAGGGCGCCAGUCAUUUGAAAUCGUCCUCUCGUCAUUUGCCAUUCUAUCAGUAUUUGCUACUGGAUGUUAUUUGUUUCGUUUUUUUGGUCAUUUUUGUAACAUAUAAGAUUAUCAGUGCAAUAUUUUGCAAACUAUGUCAUAAGAAAACGCGAAUUGAUAGGGAAAAACGAGAUUAACCUUUUGAAAUUUAAAUAAAUAAAAAUUGAUUCAAAACUCAUUUGACCACUAGGUGUCAAAGAGGGCACUUUUACGCUGCGGUAUCUUAGAAUAUCCUCUGAACUUUCAUCCGUUUCGAUCAAAUCGAAAGUAUGGAAUUAGUUGAACAUUUUACUGAAACUAAUAUAUUUUAUAUGCUUUGAGCAA